UCUGGUUUUCUUUUUCUUUUCUCUUGAUGGCGGAUGAAAUAUGGCAUGAUUUGCAGCAUAUGGUUCUAGGGCGUGAUGACCCUGAACUCCUUGUUCCACACCAAGUGUAUACUAGUGUUGUUGCUAGCAACAGACUCAGUCUUAUUGGGAGACCUCUCAACACUCAUGCACAAAACCUCAGAAGGAUCCUUAGUGCUUUACCUCGCAGUUGGGGCAGGGGCAUGGCUGCAAGAGUUCAUGGACGUAUACUUGAUGGUCAGUGUGUGCAGUUUCGUUUUCGCUCUGAGUCUGACUUAGUCUCAGUGAUAAGGAGAGCUCCAUGGUUGUAUAAUCACUGGUUUGUAGCUUUACAAAGGUGGGUGGACUUUCCAGGGCCUGAUUUCCUCACUUUUAUAGACUUAUGGGUACAGGUAAGGGGAAUCCCUCCCCCUUAUGUGUCUGAGUUGUCGGUUCGCUUCAUUGCUCAUACUCUUGGACCAGUUAUUGAAGUAGACUUUAAUGAGAUCACAUCUACUCAGAUAGCUUUUAUCAGAGUUAAGGUGCGCAUCAGUAUUACAGAUCGUCUGAGGUUCUUCAGGAGAGUCAGGUUUGAAUCCAGAGAAGAAGCCAUGAUUGGUUUUGAAUAUGAAAGACUUCAAAGGAUAUGUACAAAUUGUUGUCGUAUCAACCAUGAUGUUGCUCACUGUCCUUACUUGGUUCCUCAGGCUGCUCCAAAUAAUGAAGAAAAUGAAGAUAACAAUGAUGCAGAUGUUCUAGUGGUCCCUGUUUGGAAUGAGGGAGCUGGAUCUAACAAUCCUACUCCUCCUCCUCCUCUUGAAAAUCAGUCUUCAAGCUCAAGCUCGGAAAUCUCCUCUUACAGUCCUAUCUCUCAACCACCAAAUCCUGCUUCUCCACUUUUGGACCUGAAUCAGAUGGUGGAGGAACAUCGACCCAUCAGAUUUGAUACUUCAAGUUCUUCUUCUAGUCGUGGAGUUCAUACCAAAGCUAGAUAUGAAAUUGGUGAAAGUUCCAAAAGGAAAAAAGACAAACAAGUGGAUCUCAAUUUUGAAAGAAACACUCGGAGAUGCAGACAAGAUCAUGGAAUCAGGUUUUAUCCGGUUUCUGGUCAGCCACCAUAGAUCUUCUCUGUCCUUGGUAAUAAGAGUAUAACGUGCCCUUAUACUCUGUAAACUCAACCUUUUGAGGGCAUGAAGUGCUUUGUUUAACAAAAAUAAGGAAGCACUUUGGUUUUAGUCAACUUUGGAUGUUGGUUAACUUUGUGGAGGCUAGGCCUCUUUUAAUAGUUUACUCAGUCUAAGUAGAUACAAUGGGGAGCCAGAAGCUGUCAUAACACAUGCAUAAGAUGGAAGCUUUGAAAUCAGGAAUGAAGACUGCAGUCUUUUUCCUCUGGUUUUAUUGGGAUUGUUAUGAUGUAUAGCUUUUUAACAAAUGCUGCCUUAGUUGUGAUGUUUACUUAGUUGUUAACUUUGUUUAUAUAUCUUUUAGCUCCUUUGUUUGUAAAAUCUCUAGGUUGUAAAUUAUACUGCCUCUCCAAAAUGGAUUCCCAUUGAUGGAUGCAGCCUCUGUUUAAUA
Messenger RNA from Arabidopsis lyrata subsp. lyrata, 1572 nucleotides. RefSeq lists its product as uncharacterized. The coding region runs from base 27 to 1118 and encodes 363 amino acids. The record is from RefSeq and is a predicted model, not a curated record. The transcript has a single exon. NCBI's taxonomy places the organism in Eukaryota, Viridiplantae, Streptophyta, Magnoliopsida, Brassicales, Brassicaceae.